AUGCAUCCUGCUAAUAAUAAUGAGGUGUAAGUUGUUUUUUUUAAUGAUUUUUUUUAGAUUACUAAUCUAAAUAAAUAUAAUUUUUUAAAGAAUAGAAAUCAAAAAAGAAAGAAAUAGUGAUGAAGAUGAUCAAAGCAAUAGAAUGUUUCAAUUUUCGAAUCGUAGACAACAGACAUCUGAAGUGAUUGUAGAAGAAGAUGUGAUUGAAAAAGAAUCUGAAACUGAAGAUGAAGAAGCAUUGGCUUCCGAAUUGGAGUCUGAUUCUGAUAAUGAGUUGAAAGAAAUUCCAACAUCUCCCGGUGAUGAUGAACAUGCUGAUAUUAUAACUGAACUUCCGAACCCUAGAAAUUUACAACGUCGAUUUUCUCUGGGUAAAAUUCCAGUUCCUCCGAAGACUUUGAAUUAUGAAGAUAUCAAAGAGCUUGCUGAUCAGGUAUGGUGAUUUUAUGAGAAUCAGAACUAGACAAAAAUGAAAAAUGAACGCUACAAAAUUGUUUCUAAUACAAUUUUUUGUGUGUACAAUUUUUUUGACUUCUGAUUUAUCAAAGUGCAUUUUGAAACAACAAAAAAAGAUAAGAAAAUUGAAGAUUUUACCGCCGAGAAACUUGGAAAAAAAUUUUUGAAUUGGAUAUCCAGAACUAAAUAUGAUAAAUUUUGAUCUUAAAAUUAGAAAUUUUUCGAAUAAACUUCACUUAAAAAAUUUGAUUUUGAAAUCAAACUUCAAUAAAAAUCCAGAAGAUAAGAAAAAAAGAAUUUUCAGGCAGGAGCAUCAUCAACAUCUCCUCAUAAAACAAUGGAUCCUCGUCGCUCAUCUGUAACCCUAGAUAUAUAUAAAAGUUUCAAAGAAUCAAAUAAAAAGAAGCAAAAUUCGAGUAAUGAUCAAACCAUAUACGUUGAAUCAAAAGGUCGUUUUAAAUCAAUGAGAAAAGGAACAUUCAAUAUCGAAAGAGUUCUUGAAAAAGAAAAAGAAGAUGAAGAUGAAAAACAGCAAAGUUUUUUUGUUCCAUUUCAUUUACAAGACAUUGGACAAGCUUUUCAUACACAACGAUCAAUUAAUCAAUUUGCUUUGAUUGUUCAAGGAUUUUUGGCUGGUAUUUCUGUAACUCUUGCUGUUUUUGCUUUUAAUUUUACUGAAGAUGCACUUUUUCGUAAUUAUCAAUGGAUGAGUUUGCCAGUUCAUGCAAUUUUUAUGAUUGCAUUUUCAAUUGGACUCUUCACUGCGAUUGAUCGGUUGGUUUUUUUUUGGCGUGGCGUGGAAAACUACAUUUCCACUGGAAAUCAGCUGAUUCAGCAAUUAAAGUUGAAAUGUCAUUCAUUUUUAAUUAUUCAAAAAAAAACGAAAAAAAUGCUCUCAUUUUUAGUUGAGCACACCAAUUAAAAAUAACAAUUUUAACGAAAAUUGAUCUUUAAAAAAAUUGAUCUAAAAAAAUGUCAAAAGCUAGGAAAAAAUACAAUUUUUCGACAUUUUUUUUAGAUCUGAAUCGCCUCAUUUAUCUGACAUAGAAAACAAUAUAAUUGAAUCAAUUUGAAUUCAAAAAAAUUGUCUCCUGGUUCAAAAAAAGCCAUUGCCAAAUUUUUAUAAAAAUCGAAACUGACAGAGAAACACAGCUCCAAAUUAAUUAUUGUACAUCUGGACUUUCAAGCCACGGUGUUUCACUGUUUUUUCGAAAUUUGAAAUUUUAUCUUUCAAAUGAGCACAACUUAUUUUUGCUCAGACUACACUUUUAAUUUAUUCUACUUUCGAUUUGAAAAUAUAAUGAUUUUUAAGUUAUUAGAAAAAUACUACAUACUUUUGAAAAGUCAUUUGAAAGUUUGAAGAAAUCCAACUUAAUCUUCUUUAAAAAUACAAAUUAUUUUCCAGACUUGGAAUUUACAAAACCCAACAUUUUUACGCCGCCAAGCAUCUCCGAGGCGCAUUAGCCAAUAAUGCGUUUCUCGGUUUCAUUAUCUGGUCUGUCGGACUUGUCUCAAGUCUUUUAUGUAUCCGCUUUGAUUCAUCCCUCUACCACGGCUCAAAACCCGACGAUCAAUCGAUAUAUUUCUGGCGUUCUUGCUCAAUUAUCCGUGCCGUUGCCGCGGCAAUUGGUUGGCUCCUUUUAGCAUUCAAACCCGAUUCAGAUGUUGUUGCCAGGCAAUUGAAAAAGUAAGGAUUAUCCUAGCCAAUUAAUUCUAACCUACAUAUUUUAGAGCGGUUCUCGAUUCGGUGAAACUCGACAACAAAUCGCAAAACCUUUCGGAGAAACGAGAAAUUGUUCUGAAAUCUUUGAAUAUGCUAUGA
This is a messenger RNA of Caenorhabditis angaria, 2278 nucleotides long. NCBI's taxonomy places the organism in Eukaryota, Metazoa, Nematoda, Chromadorea, Rhabditida, Rhabditidae. The record is from the annotation of a GenBank genome assembly.